AUGAACCUUGAAGAAAAAGUGAGCAUGGAGUUGGUUCCACCAUCUGAGCAUCUCUGCUACGUCCGCUGCAACUUCUGCAACACAGUUCUUGCGGUUGGGAUUCCAUGCAAGCGGUUGCUGGAAACUGUGACAGUGAAAUGUGGGCACUGCAGUAACCUAUCAUUUCUCAGCACCAGACCUCCUUUUCAAGGCCAAUGCCUCGAUCACCAAUUCACUCUUCAGUUACUGACGAAAGAUGUGCCUGUGUAUACCAAGAAGAAACAGGGUUUCUUCAGCGAUUUGAGAAUGGGGCAAUCUUCAUCAUCAUCCUCAUCCACAUCAAGUGAGCCAUUGUCACCUAAAGCACCAUUUGUGGUGAAACCACCUGAGAAGAAACACCGGCUUCCAUCUGCUUAUAACCGAUUUAUGAAAGAGGAGAUACAGCGCAUCAAAGCUGCAAAUCCUGAGAUACCACACAGGGAAGCGUUCAGCACAGCAGCAAAAAAUUGGGCUCGGUACAUUCCAAACUCAGCAGCUGGAUCAGUUUCUGGGAGCAGCAACAGUAUGUCAAAUUCAGAUUGA
Molecule: messenger RNA, 561 nt
Organism: Manihot esculenta (cassava)
Lineage: Eukaryota; Viridiplantae; Streptophyta; Magnoliopsida; Malpighiales; Euphorbiaceae
Product: protein CRABS CLAW
Exons: 8
Coding region: 1-561 (186 amino acids)
Biological process (GO): cell fate commitment; floral meristem determinacy; style development
Cellular component (GO): nucleus
Source: RefSeq, a predicted model, not a curated record